Molecule: messenger RNA, 1494 nt
Organism: Lachancea nothofagi CBS 11611
Lineage: Eukaryota; Fungi; Ascomycota; Saccharomycetes; Saccharomycetales; Saccharomycetaceae
Source: the annotation of a GenBank genome assembly
AUGCCAAUUGAUUACUCAAAGUGGGACAAGAUCGAGUUAUCGGAUGAUUCGGACAUUGAGGUUCAUCCAAACGUUGACAAGCGAUCUUUUAUAAGAUGGAAGCAACAGAGUAUCCACGAGGAACGUGUCAAGAGAACUAAUGACAUCAACAAUCUGGAGUUCCAAGUAAAAAUGAACUCCAGACUCAACCAAAGGGUAGACAAAAUGCUGGCACAAUUAAACGAUGAAGAUCUGCUAAAUAGAGACACAGUACGAAAGUUUCUAAAUGCUAAUUUCGACAAGAACGAGAAAGGUGAAGGCGAAAAUGUCGACCCAGACAUGCCUCCUUACAACGAGAUGGUUGAAGAUCUGUUCGAACAACUCGAGAUUAACGCAAAGAAAGCCAAUAAAGAUCCUAAAGAUGGCUCUGUUAUCCGGGAAAUGAUUAUGGAACACAGACAAAAAAUUGAUGCUGUUACCAAGCAAGCCCAAGAAAGACUUGUGCAACUUUACAAAGAGAAGGCCUCACUUAUUUCGUCUGAUGAUUUCCACACUGGUUUCGAUAAAGGCUUCGUCAACUCAAAAUCUCAAGAGGAUGUUGAUGCUGCUAAAUUUCUGCCUAAUGCAAGCUCCUCUUCUCAGUCUGACGUGACAUUGCCUUCACCAGUGCCUCAAUUUAUUAAUUUCGAGGACGAUGUCAUGAAAUUGGCUCCAGAGACAGUUGAAUUUGGUAAAAUCUCUCCGAAAGAUAUUAAAAAAUCGGAGGCACACAUGUUGAGAUAUCUACCAAUUUUAUCUGAACAGCAAAAAGAUGCUUUAAUGAUGUCCGCUUUUGAGUAUCAGAUUGAAGGAAAUAGCGAACGUGCCUACGAAGUUAUACAUCAGUCAGAAUUGAUUGCGUACGUCAGAGAAAUAUAUGACAUGAAGAAAAUACCACAUUUACAAGUGAAUGAACUUACUGAGGUAAUCAAAAUGUUUUUCCAAAAAGUUUUCUACAACCGCGUAAACGAUCAAGGCAGGAAGUCGUUUUUGGAUUCGGUGCAAGCUAAGUUUGACCAUGUCAAAAAACGCGUGGCAGUUAUGGAAGAAGAAGAAUCCCAAGAAGGUGUCGAAACCAUACAAUUGAAGUCAUUGGACGAAUCCACAGAGCUUCAAGUACAGUUACCUCAGUUUGGGUCCACGGAUCCCGACGAGAUAAAAAAAUUGGAAGCCUUUAACAAACUGCCUCUAAAAAUGCAAAAUGCGGUAAAGACUCAGAAUCUAGACAAAAUCAAUGAUGUUUUUGCCGAAAUGCCUGUAGAUGAAGCCGAGAGCGUCCUGGACAUAUUUAAUGAGGGUGGAAUUAUAGGUAUUAACGCUUUGCUUGAAGAUGAGAGUGAGUUUCAAGAAUUGCAAGAACAAUACCAGAGUGAAUCUCAAAAUAGACUUGAGCCAACUGAGCAAAACCCUAAUGAACAAAUCCACGAACCCUACGAAGAAACAGCUGAAGUGAACACUUCAGACGUAGUGGACUGA